Molecule: messenger RNA, 906 nt
Organism: Penicillium cosmopolitanum
Lineage: Eukaryota; Fungi; Ascomycota; Eurotiomycetes; Eurotiales; Aspergillaceae
Product: putative S-adenosylmethionine-dependent methyltransferase
Exons: 3
Coding region: 1-906 (301 amino acids)
Biological process (GO): peptidyl-lysine monomethylation; peptidyl-lysine dimethylation
Cellular component (GO): cytoplasm
Molecular function (GO): protein-lysine N-methyltransferase activity
Source: RefSeq, a predicted model, not a curated record
AUGACAGAAGAAGCUCAUCCGACUUAUCUAUCACCCAGUGAGCUGGGCACUAAAGACUAUUGGGAAACAUACUACGCCCGCACGCUCGCGCACAUCUCCAACCCCACCGCAACAGAAGAACAAGAAAACGCCCACGAUGAGACCGCCAAUGACGAAGAUUCAGACGCAGACUCCGUCAACGACGAGGAUGACCCCGGCACCUCCUGGUUCUCUGAACAUAAUGCCCCGGAAAAGGUGCUCCGUUUCCUGACACGCUCGUCCUUCCCUCUCUCUCCGCGAGCCACGCGCGGGUCUGCGCAACCGAGUGUUCUUGACCUGGGAACGGGAAAUGGAAGCAUGCUUGCUCUUUUGAGGAAGAAGGGUGGGUUCCGGGGGGGAGCUAGUCGGGGUGGAUUAUUCGGCGCAGAGCGUUUGGAUGAGGAGGAUUCUGAUGAGGAUGUGGCUGGCAACGGGACGGGAGCAGAAAAUGCUCUUGUCGAGCCUCGUGAGAUUCAAUUUGAGGAAUGGGAUAUUCUCGGUUCCAAGGCUAUUCUCUCCCCAUUUGGGACAAAAGUUUCGCCCGCUGAUACGGAUGAGACGCUUUCGUGGUUUCCGUAUUCACGCGGUGGAUUUGAUAUUGUGCUUGAUAAGGGGACUUUCGAUGCUAUCUCCUUGGCUGGAGAUGCGAAGGAGACCCAGGUUUGUGAGCGGUAUCCUGGCAUUGUCCGCCGGUUGAUUCGGACUGGAGGGUUCUUGAUCGUAACGAGUUGCAAUUGGACGGAGGAGGAGCUUGUGCAUUGGUUUACAGCUGCCGAGGGAUCUGACCGGUUUAUUGUCUGGGGCAGGGUUGAGUACCCCCGGUUUAGAUUUGGGGGACAGGAAGGACAGGGUGUGUGUACAGUCUGCUUCCAGAGAGUUGUGUCUUAG